Molecule: messenger RNA, 2096 nt
Organism: Vespa crabro (European hornet)
Lineage: Eukaryota; Metazoa; Arthropoda; Insecta; Hymenoptera; Vespidae
Exons: 8
Coding region: 401-1285 (294 amino acids)
Source: RefSeq, a predicted model, not a curated record
UCGACGAGAACGGGGCCGUCGAGAGCUCCUUUAAGAACAUCACUUCUUUUUAUAGUUAUUGAAUCGAAAGUUUUUUUUUUAAACAAAUUUUGGAAACUAUUAUAUCGUAUUAUUUUUAUAUAUGUGUUUUGUGGUGAAUUCGACGUGGCCUUUGUUCUCUAUUUUUCAUUAACUGUGAACUCUUUCCCCCGUAUCGAUUAUCCCGUUACACCAAAGUGUAUGAAAAAGUCAGGAAAAUUCGUUGAUCGUGCGACGAAGAAAGACGUUGUGACGAUAAAAAGAUAAGGAAGAAGAGAAGAGAAGAGAGGGGAGGAGAGGAAGGAAAGGAAAAAAAAAGGAGAGAAAAAAAAAAUUAAGAAAAAAGAAAGCAGAAAGGACGAAGAAAAAUAGAACAACCAUAAUGAGGUGUACAAUGGUGACUCUGGUGGCUGCGAUCAGCGUUCUCGCAUUGGUCAACUCACAUCCUGUGCCACAAGAAAGAGGGUUUCGAUCUGAGGCUCUCGAUCGAUUGUUAAUGGUCGAAGCGGACAAGGAAGCUGCACUGAGAAGUAAAAGGACAAUCGGUAUCCUUCGUCAACUGUUUCCAGACAUCUCUCAGGACGUGAAUCCUGAAGCAGAGAAUCGAGUUAACGAGGUUGGGUCUGAAUCACAGAACAACGAAGUACGGGUGCAAUUUGCCGACGAACAAUCAGCGAAUGAGGCGGUACCAAAUUUGACACCACUGGAGGACGUCGAAAGUAGUGACGACGAGAACAGAAAUAAAAGGUUCUUGAACUUUGGCUUAGGGGCAAGUGCAGGUGGCAGCGGAGCAGGCUCAGGCAACUUCCUUUUUGAUAUAAUCAGACAAGCAGCCGACGGGGCGGCAAGAGCGGCGGGCACGGUUUACCGCGUUGUCGCCGGCACACAGAGCCUAGGGCUCGGUCUUAGCGCCUCGCGAGACGUCGCUGCCGCCGCCCCUGCUGCUGCUGCUGCUGCUCCUGUUGCUUCCUCCACCCCUGGCGCACCCUCGAUGGCCGAUGCAUCCUCAACAGCCGCCCCUGAGUCAGCAGCCGGCACUCAACCACCGCUGGUAGCAGGAAGCGGUAGUCAAAGUAAUUCAUCGGGCGAUGGUUCCGCCGGAAGGACAGAUGGUACGCAAGAAGCUGUACCUGGACCUAUCACCAGGCUUUUCGUUAUUGCCAAUCGAGGAAUAUCGAAUCUUCUUCAAGAUCUCAUACUCCGCUUAGCUGCCACAAGCGAACGUAUCGUCAACUUCAAGGCACGAUUAAUUACCUCGAUUAUUUAGGCUCGUUUAAAGAAAAUAUUAUGAUACAGAUCUAUGAAAACAUUCGUGAGUCUUCGUAGAAAUACACGUAACGAAUCGUGAUUCGAGAAAAAGCCACCAUCACCGUCACAUUUGCUGCCCCCUUCAUGCCGGAGGACCACUGGGUACGACGUCGACAACAUUAUCGAUAUAUUUUUUUUCUUUCAUCUCUCUCUAGCUCUCUCUCUCUCUCUUUCUCUUUCUCUCUUUUUCUCUCUCUCUCUCCCCCUUAUUUUUCUACAUUUCACUAUUUCUCCAGACUUUCUAUACGUCGAAUGUUGUCCCCUUUGUCCCGGAGAUCCAUAAAAAAAAAGAAAAAAAAAAAAAAAGGAUAAUUAUUCUCGUCGAUUAUUGCUACAUACGAUGUUUCUUCUCUCUUUCUUCUUUUUUUUUUCUUUUUUCAAAAUUAUACUAUAACCAAUUAUUUUUAAUUCAUACUUCCAACUUCCCCCUUUCAUUUCUGAUAUUCGAUUAAUUUCAUUGUCUUUCCCCGUCCCCCUCAGACGAUGGACGAUUAAUCACUUUUACGAAUCUAUGAAGAAAUUAAAAGAAUAAUAAAAAAAGAAAAAUGAUAAUAAUAAAAACAAAGAAUUUCACAAGAGAACGUGUCUUAUGCUGUUGCGACGAUAAAAAAAAAAAAAAAGGAGAAGAAAAGAAAAGAAAAAAAAAAAAAGAAAAAAAAAACGAUUUAUCCUCUCUAAUCGAAGCUUCUCUCGCACGAUUAGAACUAUCGCAUAAGACGCGCUUAUUUCGAUGAUCGAUGAGAGAGAAAAAAAAAACGACGAAUUGCGCC